Molecule: messenger RNA, 2262 nt
Organism: Paramormyrops kingsleyae
Lineage: Eukaryota; Metazoa; Chordata; Actinopteri; Osteoglossiformes; Mormyridae
Gene: nr4a2a
Product: nuclear receptor subfamily 4, group A, member 2a
Biological process (GO): central nervous system neuron differentiation; cellular response to corticotropin-releasing hormone stimulus; dopaminergic neuron differentiation
Cellular component (GO): transcription regulator complex; nucleus
Molecular function (GO): nuclear receptor activity; RNA polymerase II cis-regulatory region sequence-specific DNA binding; nuclear glucocorticoid receptor binding
Source: RefSeq, a predicted model, not a curated record
GGAGAAGGGUCAGUCUGUGCUGUUAUCCCUGCAGUACUGAAUGAAAGCCGCACUCCUUUACAACUGAAACGUCGCCUGUGGUUUUUGGCUUUAUUCUUCAUCUAAAUUACAGAAAACUGCAUGCGCUCCAUCUGCAUGGAUAAGCAGCAUCAUCCUUGAUGACGGUGUAAGGGGAGGAUUCCAGAAGAAAGCUGCUUUCUUGAAAAUUGCUCAUCAGAACAACAAAUAGUAUUGUUCAUUUUAAGUGUCGUAGAAAAACAGUCACUCGACUGAAGCCAUGCCCUGCGUUCAGGCUCAGUAUGGGACAUCGCCUCAAGGAGCCAGUCCCGCAUCCCAGAGUUACAGCUACCACGCCGCUGGAGAGUACAGCUGCGAUUUCCUAACACCCGAGUUCGUUAAGUUUAGCAUGGACCUGACCAACACCGAGAUCACGGCCACCACUUCUCUCCCCAGCUUCAGCACAUUCAUGGACAACUACAACACCAGUUACGACGUCAAGCCGCCCUGUAUAUACCAAAUGCCCCAUUCUGGAGAGCAGUCCUCCAUCAAGGUGGAGGACAUCCAGAUGCACGGCUACCAUCAACAGAGCCAUAUUCCACCUCAAUCUGAAGAGAUGAUGCCCCAUUCCGGGUCUAUGUAUUACAAGCCCUCCUCUCCUCACACACCGAGCACACCAAACUUCCCGGUGCAGCCUAAUCAUAUGUGGGAUGAGCCCGGAUCGCUCCACAGUUUUCACCAGAACUACGUGGCGACCACUCACAUGAUAGAUCAGCGCAAGAACCCGGUCUCGAGGCUAUCCUUGUUUUCGUUCAAACAGUCCCCACCCGGUACUCCCGUGUCCAGCUGCCAAAUGAGAUUCGACGGUCCCCUUCACGUGCCCAUGAACCCCGAUACCCCUGGAGCUCACCGUGCGUUAGAGAGCCAGAGCUUCGCCGUUCCCAGUGCUAUCAGGAAACAGGCAGCCAUAGGCUUCCCCCAUUCGCUUCAGCUUGGCCACGCGCACCAGCUGAUGGACAGCCAAAUCCCGUCGCCGCCGUCGAGGGGAUCUCCGUCUAACGAAGGUCUGUGCGCCGUUUGCGGGGACAACGCCGCCUGUCAGCAUUACGGAGUGCGCACUUGCGAAGGCUGCAAAGGAUUCUUUAAGCGCACUGUUCAGAAAAAUGCGAAAUAUGUGUGUUUAGCCAACAAAAAUUGCCCGGUAGAUAAGCGUCGCAGAAACAGAUGCCAAUACUGUCGUUUUCAGAAGUGCCUUGUUGUCGGCAUGGUCAAAGAAGUGGUUCGGACUGCUAGUCUGAAGGGUCGCAGGGGCCGUCUACCGUCCAAACCCAAAAGUCCUCAGGACCCGUCACCACCCUCGCCCCCAGUGAGUCUCAUAAGUGCCCUAGUACGGGCUCAUGUGGACUCAAACCCGUCCAUGUCCAGCUUGGACUACUCAAGAUUUCAGGCUAACCCUGACUACCAAAUGACCGGAGACGACACGCAGCACAUCCAGCAAUUCUAUGAUCUCCUGACCGGCUCCAUGGAGAUCAUCAGAGGCUGGGCGGAGAAGAUCCCGGGGUUCGCUGAUCUCCCCAAACAGGAUCAAGAUCUCCUCUUUGAAUCAGCCUUCCUGGAACUUUUUGUCUUGCGACUGGCUUACAGGUCUAAUCCGAUGGAGGGGAAACUGAUUUUUUGCAACGGGGUGGUCUUGCACAGACUACAAUGUGUUCGCGGAUUCGGAGAAUGGAUUGACUCUAUUGUGGAGUUUUCUUCCAACCUCCAGAGCAUGAAUAUCGAUAUAUCAGCCUUCUCCUGCAUAGCUGCGCUUGCCAUGGUGACAGAGCGACACGGACUAAAAGAACCCAAGAGAGUGGAGGAACUUCAAAACAAGAUUGUAAAUUGUCUUAAAGACCAAGUGACAUUUAAUGGCGGCGGUUUAAAUCGUCCCAACUACUUAUCAAAACUUUUGGGAAAACUACCGGAACUUCGCACACUUUGUACACAAGGUCUGCAACGCAUCUUCUACUUAAAACUUGAAGACUUGGUUCCUCCGCCAGCAAUAAUUGACAAAUUGUUUCUAGACACGCUACCUUUUUAAAACACCGGGCCUUUCUGUCGACGUCAACUUCCAGAGACUUUGUGCGCGACAAGGACAUUUUUAGAUCAGCGCAAUUUUUUUCCAUUUUCAGGCGCGGUUCUUUUAAAAUGUCCAAAUAAAUGGCCAAGGAUCCUCAGAAACUAUCAAAGCAAAGUAACACGAAGAAUAUAAAGGAAAUGAACUGA